AUGUUCUCAAAUACACGACUCCUCCUGUCAGCACUCGCUGUGACAACAUUACUUGCGACAUCAUCCGCCGUCGCCAUCGAAGCUCGACAAGGCCCCGGCCCCGUCAACGAAUGGAUCACCGUCGAUGAGGAAGGUCAACCGAAAACCAUCACACCAUCAGUCGUCACCAGCAAUGGCGCUCGCACCACCCUCAGCCCGCCGCCGUACUCGCUUACCGGCAGCGUGUUCACCGUCACCGCGACCAACGGCGCUCUCACAACAAGCACCGGCGUGCCUCCGCCGCCGCAAGCCAGCAACACGUUAGGAUUUGGAGGAGUAUUUUCCGUAUGCAACAACAACCCUGGCACCGACGCUCCCUUCUGCCAGCCGCGACGUGGUAGUACUCUGCACGUGGAGACAACGUACUACAUCACCUGGGACACUACCUUCUUCGAGGACCCAAACACGCCAAUUGGAAUCGUCGGGUAUGAUGUCAGUAACACCGGAAAUAUGGAUGCGGCACCCGCAUUCUCCGUAACAAAUAUCCGCGGCGGCGAUGGAUGGGCGUACUGGACCCCACGCGUCGGCGAUCUCGAAGAGAAAGACUCGAAUAACAUGACCCUCAUCCUCAUGUACAACGACCCCAUCACAGACGAGCAGCAAAACGUCACCGGUCCCGUCUUCACCAUCCGCCCAGCACUCGACAUCGACGGCAGCUCCAGCUCAAGUCCGAACCUUGUCGCCAUCAUACUCCCCGUCAUCCUCAUCACCCUAGCCAUCGUCGGCGUAAUGCUCUGGCUAUGCUUCCGCCGACGCCGCCGUCACGCGGCCGCCGCUGCCGCAGCAGCAGCAAAAUACCACGAAACCGUCGCCGGUCCGCCAAGAAGCCGCGGACUGAAGAACGACGCGAAUAUCCAACUCGAACCAACGAGUCCACCGCCCCACUCGCCCGGGCGGAAUGUUUUCCAGGAGGAGGUGCGUAGGCAGGAACGGGAACGAACUUAA
Molecule: messenger RNA, 984 nt
Organism: Colletotrichum chrysophilum
Lineage: Eukaryota; Fungi; Ascomycota; Sordariomycetes; Glomerellales; Glomerellaceae
Exons: 2
Coding region: 1-984 (327 amino acids)
Source: RefSeq, a predicted model, not a curated record